ACACACACACACUAGUCAAAGAUGCAAACAAAGUAGUAUCAUCUGACAAAUCUUAUAUUUUCUUGGCCAGUUCAAUCCAUUACACCCAUUAUCGGCCCAAAAAGAAGAAUACAUACAGAAUCCCGGUUUAAGUGGCAAAACUCAUUGUCUGGUGAGUAUUGUGACAGUGGACACAAUCUCUCUCAUGCAUAAGGAUGUCAUAGACAAGAUGAAGCACAUCAGGGCAGAAGCCAGUAAACUGGAAAUCCCUCAAAUUGUUGUCAUGACCAUGCCAGACAAGGCUUGUGAGCUGGUGAACAGGAAUGUGAAGAGAAUCUACUACAGCAAGGCAAUCAAAGAGAAGAUGCAGAUCUGCAGUAAUGAGCUGGGCGUUCCCAUGAACUGCAUCUUGCCAGUGAAGAACUACCACGAGGAGGGGGUGCUGGAUGAUGAUAUGGACAUCCUGAUACUGAACGCCAUGACUCAGAUUAUGAACUUUGCCAAUGAUUACCUCUGGGACCUCCAACAACAUGCAUGAGUGUCACACACCUGCAUGAGUGUCACAACACCUAAAUCAAGCGCUAGGUGUCAUGAGAAUUUUGUUAUCUCAAUGGUUGAAGUCAAACAAUUCUUAAAUCUUUGAAUAAUUCCCAGAAAUUAAUUAAAC
This is a messenger RNA of Coregonus clupeaformis (lake whitefish), 646 nucleotides long. Its product is annotated as interferon-induced protein 44-like. Lineage: Eukaryota; Metazoa; Chordata; Actinopteri; Salmoniformes; Salmonidae. The transcript is spliced from 3 exons. The record is from RefSeq and is a predicted model, not a curated record. Bases 185 to 517 code for a protein of 110 amino acids.